AAAGGGUACAUUUCUCUUUCAUCGACAAUUGCUCUCUCACACAGACUGCUCCGCCGAGUUGUAGACUCAGCGAGUCAGAGAUGAGCGGACACGACUCCAAAUACUUCUCCACCACCAAGAAGGGUGAAAUUCCUGAACUCAAAGAAGAGCUCAAUUCUCAGUACAAGGAUAAGAGAAAAGAUGCUGUAAAAAAGGUCAUUGCUGCAAUGACUGUCGGCAAGGAUGUUUCAUCACUGUUCACAGACGUUGUUAACUGCAUGCAAACAGAAAAUUUGGAGCUCAAAAAGCUUGUUUAUCUAUAUCUCAUAAAUUAUGCUAAAAGCCAACCUGACCUAGCUAUACUUGCAGUAAAUACAUUUGUGAAGGAUUCACAGGAUCCAAAUCCCUUGAUUCGUGCUUUGGCUGUACGCACAAUGGGAUGCAUUCGUGUUGAUAAAAUUACAGAAUAUCUAUGCGAUCCCCUUCAGAGGUGUCUCAAGGAUGAUGAUCCAUAUGUUCGUAAGACGGCAGCUAUAUGUGUUGCUAAACUUUAUGACAUAAAUGCUGAGCUAGUUGAGGAUAGGGGGUUUCUGGAAGCUCUCAAGGAUUUGAUAUCUGAUAAUAAUCCCAUGGUUGUAGCAAAUGCUGUGGCAGCUCUUGCAGAGAUUCAGGAUAACAGUAGCAAACCCAUUUUUGAGAUCACUAGCAACACACUUGCAAAGCUCCUUACUGCUCUAAAUGAAUGCACAGAGUGGGGUCAAGUUUUCAUAUUGGAUUCUCUUUCCAAGUAUAAGGCAGCAGAUGCUCGUGAAGCUGAAAAUAUAGUGGAGCGUGUUACUCCAAGACUACAGCAUGCAAAUUGUGCAGUUGUGCUUUCAGCUGUUAAGAUGAUCCUCCAACAAAUGGAACUCAUCACCAGUACCGAUGUGGUUCGAAAUCUUUGCAAGAAAAUGGCUCCUCCUCUUGUGACUUUACUUUCCGCAGAACCUGAGAUUCAAUAUGUUGCAUUGCGGAACAUCAACCUUAUUGUACAAAGGCGCCCAACAAUCCUUGCCCAUGAAAUAAAGGUUUUUUUCUGCAAGUACAAUGACCCUAUUUAUGUGAAGAUGGAAAAGUUAGAGAUCAUGAUAAAGCUUGCUUCAGACCGAAAUAUAGACCAAGUUUUGUUGGAGUUCAAAGAGUAUGCUACCGAAGUAGAUGUAGAUUUUGUGAGAAAGGCUGUCCGUGCAAUUGGGCGCUGUGCCAUCAAAUUAGAGAGAGCAGCUGAGCGGUGCAUUAGUGUUUUGCUUGAGCUUAUCAAGAUUAAAGUAAACUAUGUUGUCCAAGAAGCUAUUAUAGUCAUCAAAGACAUUUUUAGGAGAUAUCCUAACACCUAUGAGUCCAUCAUUGCUACGCUUUGUGAGAGCUUGGACACUUUAGAUGAGCCUGAGGCAAAGGCAUCAAUGAUCUGGAUAAUUGGUGAAUAUGCGGAAAGAAUUGACAAUGCUGAUGAGCUCCUUGAAAGCUUUUUGGAGAGUUUUCCUGAGGAACCUGCACUAGUCCAGUUGCAGUUGCUGACAGCAACAGUCAAACUCUUUCUUAAGAAGCCAACUGAAGGCCCACAGCAGAUGAUUCAGGUCGUGUUGAAUAAUGCCACUGUGGAAACUGACAAUCCUGAUUUGCGUGAUCGGGCCUACAUAUAUUGGCGUCUUCUAUCAACUGAUCCUGAGGCAGCUAAAGAUGUCGUGUUAGCUGAGAAGCCCGUGAUCGCUGACGAUUCAAACCAACUCGAUCCUUCUCUACUUGAUGAGCUUCUUGCAAAUAUAGCUACUUUGGCCUCUGUGUAUCACAAACCUCCGGAUGCAUUUGUGACCCGUGUAAAGACUGCCCAGAAAACAGAAGAAGAUGACUAUCCUGAUGGGAGUGAAACUGGGUAUUCUGAUACACCUUCCCAUGCACUUGAUAGUGGUGCAUCACCACCUGCUACGUCAAGUCCGUAUGCCGCAGCAAGGCAACCAGCACCUGCACCAGUUGCACCUGCAGCUCCGGCUCCUGUGCCAGAUUUACUCGGUGAUCUUAUAGGCCUGGAUAAUAGCAACAAUGAGAAUAAUGCUAUUGUAUCUUCAGAUCAGCCUGCAGCACCUGUUGGCCCACCUUUACCCAUUCUGUUACCGGCAUCAACUGGUCAAGGGUUUCAAAUCAGUGCACAGCUGAUACGAAGAGAUGGUCAAAUAUUUUACAGUUUAUUGUUUGAGAACAACUCACAGACUCCCCUUGAUGGGUUUAUGAUUCAGUUCAACAAGAAUACAUUUGGUCUUGCUGCUGCUGGACCACUUCAAGUCCCACAAUUGCUACCUGGGACAUCAGCAAGGACUCUUCUGCCGAUGGUUUUGUUCCAGAAUAUAGCUCCUGGUCCUCCGAGCACACUUUUGCAGGUUGCUGUGAAAAAUAAUCAACAGCCUGUGUGGUACUUCAAUGAUAAGUUCUCAUUGCUGGCAUUCUUCACUGAGGAUGGUAGAAUGGAACGUUCUUCCUUUCUUGAGACAUGGAAGUCCUUACCUGAUUCAAAUGAGGUUUCUAAGGACUUUCCCAGUAUUGUGUUGAAUAGUGUGGAAACAACCUUAGACCAGCUGGCUGCAUCAAAUAUGUUCUUCAUCGCCAAGCGUAAGAACGCAAAUCAGGACGUGUUGUAUCUUUCUGCUAAGAUCCCUCGAGGAAUCCCCUUCUUGAUUGAGCUCACAGCAGUUGUUGAAAACCCUGGGCUCAAAUGUGCGAUCAAAACUCCAAACCCGGAAAUGGCCCCUCAUUUCUUUGAAGCCCUUGAGAUUCUCCUCAAGAGUAGUUGAUUAUAUUUCCCGUCCUUUUUCCCCUACACUUUUCAUUUCUCAAUUUCUUUUUGUUUACAUUUUUCCUUUGGGUUUUGGGGUUGGGGCUGAUAUUUGCAGCUGUAUAAUAUUUAGGAUACUCAAAAUCUGGUUGGUUUUUCCCGCUUCUAGUCCAUUUAAUACCUGUCCAGGCCUGUGAUUGAAUUGUAUUGAUAAAAAUGAGUUUUUGUGAUUGAAUUUAAUUUUGAUAAAAUUGAGAUUUUGUUGCACAAA
Messenger RNA from Cornus florida, 3056 nucleotides. RefSeq names its product beta-adaptin-like protein B. Gene Ontology annotation, molecular function: clathrin binding. Lineage: Eukaryota; Viridiplantae; Streptophyta; Magnoliopsida; Cornales; Cornaceae. Gene Ontology annotation, cellular component: clathrin adaptor complex; membrane coat. The record is from RefSeq and is a predicted model, not a curated record. Gene Ontology annotation, biological process: vesicle-mediated transport; intracellular protein transport. Bases 81 to 2804 code for a protein of 907 amino acids. The transcript is spliced from 15 exons.